Molecule: messenger RNA, 699 nt
Organism: Rotaria sp. Silwood1
Lineage: Eukaryota; Metazoa; Rotifera; Eurotatoria; Philodinida; Philodinidae
Source: the annotation of a GenBank genome assembly
AUGACAUUUGCCUAUGCAUUUUCGGUGACAGUGAUGGUUGCAGUGGGUUUUGCAUCGAAUAUUUUUUCGAUUGAUACAUUUCGACAUGUACAAUUAAGACAAACUACAGUUGGUAUACAUCUUCUUGUCUAUAGUUGUUGUUCAUUAUUUGGAUUGCUUAUGCUUGAAUGUCGUCUCUUUCAAUUAUUGGAUUCACUUACGUAUAUACCUUUCUUUAUCAUCUGUAAUGUUGUAUCUGGUCUUGCAUCUAUAUUUACUCGAAUUUGUCUUUGGAUAAACGAACUCAUUGCAUUGCAACGAUCACUACAUUCAUUUGAGCAUAUUCCUUUAUUGAACAACAUUCGCUCUCGAGCAGCUGCAUCAAAACAAUUACUUGUCAUAAUAAUUUGUAUAUUCUUGAUGCAUGUACAUGAAUUGAUCUGUCGAGUAACAUUGCCUGAUCCAGUUGCUGAAGGAAAAUUCGUUUGUCAAAUCAAAUAUUCCACAGAAUUAUUAACAUUAAAUACAAUUUUUAUAUUUCUUCAUUUAUUUGUACCAUUUUCAUUGAAUAUCUUAGCUAAUUGUUUGAUUAUGGCAUCGAUUAGUCAUCGACGAGCUACUCUUCAUCAAACAACUUAUUGGUCACAAUGGCUGAAGCAAUUCCGACGUCAUGGUCAUCUAUUUCUCGCAUCCACAUUGGCUAUGAAAGAAUUCAAAUAA